AUGUCUACGCUCGCACUGGAUGUCGACGAUGAGCUGAAAGCUUUCUCCUUUACCAGCAAAGCCCACCGCGAUGUCUAUCCUGCCAUCGACCCUUGUCUUGCUGGCCAUUCUCAGGCUGGGAAGGUGAUCAUCAUCACUGGCGCUUCCAGAGGGAUUGGGAAAUUGGGCUUCGCAGCCUCAUUCGCGCGAGCCAAUGCUGCCGCCAUCGUCUUGAUCGGACGGUCGGCUGGUGAUUUGGCCGAGACGGAGAAACUGGUCAACAGCAUCAACCCCGAAACAAAGGUCCUCUUGAUCUCUCUCGAUGUCACCAACGCGGCUGGCGUGACCAAGGCAUUCGAGGACAUUGUUGCUCGCUUUGGAGUGCCUCAUGUGCUUAUCAACAAUGCCGGCUACAUUAACCCGCUCGACCCCAUCGCCGAUGUCGAUGUGGAUUUAUGGUGGAGGACUCAGGAAGUCAAUGUCAAGGGAACUUUCCUCAUGACCAAUGCUUUCUUAAAAGCUACAGGCAACACCCCGUCGACCCCCACAACAAUCGUCAAUCUGACUUCGAUGGCCGCGCAGGGAUUACCGCCGGGCAUGAGCUCCUACUCUCCUGCCAAGAUCGCGAUUUGCAGGUUCACUGACUAUCUCGCCACUGAAAACCCCAACAUUACCUCUGUGAGUCUUGAUCCGGGUCUUGUGCCGACGGAUAUGGGACACAGUGUGCCAUACCUUGCAGGAUAUUUGCACGAUACUCCAGAGUUGUCUGGAUGUGUUGCCGUGUGGCUGGCCAGUGGCGACAAAGCGUUCUUGUCUGGUCGUUAUAUCGCCGCGAAUUGGAACGUAGAGGAGCUAGAGGCUAGAAAGAAGGAAAUCAAAGACGGUGACUUUUUGACAUUUGGACUCAGGGGCAAAUUUGGUAUCCCCGGUGUUGUUGUCGAAGGGCACAGAAAGUAG
Messenger RNA from Penicillium canariense, 936 nucleotides. Its product is annotated as SDR family NAD(P)-dependent oxidoreductase. The coding region runs from base 1 to 936 and encodes 311 amino acids. Gene Ontology annotation, molecular function: oxidoreductase activity. The record is from RefSeq and is a predicted model, not a curated record. The transcript is spliced from 3 exons. Gene Ontology annotation, cellular component: cytosol. NCBI's taxonomy places the organism in Eukaryota, Fungi, Ascomycota, Eurotiomycetes, Eurotiales, Aspergillaceae.